AGACGUCCCGAGUCGAGUCGAUUCGCAGAACGACGGCGAUUCCUGGAUUCGAAAAGAAUCGAUGGAAUCGGACAGUGCGGCGGAACCGUCGCAUCGAGAUGCCGAUAGGGUCAAGGGCCCAUGGAGCCCCGACGAGGACGAUCUGCUGAGGGAGCUUGUGCAGCACCACGGCGCUCGGAAUUGGUCCCUGAUAAGCCAGUCGAUCCCCGGGAGGUCCGGGAAGUCAUGCCGCCUCCGUUGGUGCAACCAGCUCUCGCCGGGGCUGGAGCACCGCCCCUUCACGGAGGAGGAGGACAAUCUCAUCCUCAGGGAGCACGCCAAGCACGGCAACCGAUGGGCAACCAUCGCCAGGCAACUCAGCGGCCGCACGGACAACGCGAUCAAAAACCACUGGAACUCCACGCUCAAGCGCAAGUUCUCCGCGGCGAUCCCCGACGGAGAAUCCGCGUCGCGGCGGCCGGAGGAGAAGAAGCCUCGCGGGAGGAGCCCGGGGAGCCCGCCGAGCUCCGAGCUGAGCGAUCCGGUCGCGUCGUCCGGAUCCGAUCCUCAGCUGCGGCCCAUGGGGGCGAGGACAGUCGCCGGCUUGGCGGUGUUGGUACGCACUCGGAGCGAGUCGCGGGGCGUGGACGAUGGGGAAGAGGACGGCCCUUCGACCCACCUGUCGCUGUCGAUUCCCGGCAGCGAGUCGAGCGAGAUGGGAGGGAGGCGGGAGGAGUCGAGCAGAGAUAGAGGAGGAACGACGAGGCGGUUCGGGCCCGAGUUCACGACGGCGAUGCGGGCGAUCAUCAGGACAGAAGUGAGGAACUACAUGACGGAGCUGGAGAGAGGCGUCUCUGGGCUCUGGGACAAUGAGGGCUCGCGAAACGACGCCGUUUGACGAGUCUGAGUCAGGGAGGUGGAAUAAACGAAAUUUUUUUUAUGAGCUUAAAUUUAAUUAGACCGAAUUAUCCUUAAGGCUGUGCAUGAAAUAUAAGCGAGGUUGAGGUC
Messenger RNA from Rhodamnia argentea, 987 nucleotides. Its product is annotated as transcription factor MYB73-like. Bases 62 to 877 code for a protein of 271 amino acids. The record is from RefSeq and is a predicted model, not a curated record. Lineage: Eukaryota; Viridiplantae; Streptophyta; Magnoliopsida; Myrtales; Myrtaceae. Gene Ontology annotation, molecular function: DNA-binding transcription factor activity, RNA polymerase II-specific; RNA polymerase II cis-regulatory region sequence-specific DNA binding. Gene Ontology annotation, biological process: regulation of DNA-templated transcription. Gene Ontology annotation, cellular component: nucleus. The transcript is spliced from 2 exons.